GGUGUAUGUCAGAGAGGGGGACAAGAGAAGGAUGGAGAGAGCAUUUUGAGACCCCUCGGUGACCAGUUUAGUUCUGCUUGGCAUUCGAACCGCACCAGAGAUCAUGUGACAAAAAACGAGCUCGAUACUUCGCGCAGAUUUCGAGAUCCAAGAUCGUUCGCCGAGAUCGUCGCCGGAUCGUCAUUAAACGGUGGCCCGUCGAUCGAUCGCGACAGACAGCUCGCGCCGAUCACGUGCGACGAUUAGUGUCUGUGAACUUGUUCCUGUGACCUGCACGACUCGUUUUUGUGUUAUAAUCGCGCACGUGUUCGUCGGGAUCGUCGAUUAUUAUUCCCCCUUUCCUCCCUCUCUCUUUUUUCUUAAACAUCGUAUUUACGAACAUCGUGCGCUCUCACUGAGUCAGAGUGUUAAAAGAAAUCGAUCGACGAUACGCGUCGGCGAAGGGAACGAGUAGGAAUUCCUUUUCCGCGUUUCAACCGAGAAACCAUCAACGAUGACCGAUUCCGAAAUUGUGCAGCAGCGAUCGUGACGACACACGCAACACGUGCACUCCGUUUAAAUCAACAAACGCAGCAGGCCACGUAAAAAAAGACGGCCUGCAUACGUUAAAGAGGAAAGUGUUACCUCCUCCUCUCUCGCCGCUGCUCGGUGAACGCUCACCGCGAAUGACACUUGUGAAAUCAUCGUACACAUUUUCACCGCUCCGAGCAGCGUUCCGUGGAAAAGAGGGUCGUUGACAGCACCACGCGCGAUAAAUAUACCGUUGCGAGCUUACAACACGACGACGUCUGGCCCGAUCUUCUUCUCUUUCUUUCUUCUGUCGGCCAAAACUUUUUCUCCGCGCCGCCGUGCCGUCUUCGCCGAUUCGUUGGAAAUCGCACGCUUAUGCGCGAACUUCGUACUCUUUACUCAUGCUCGUUAUACUCGAGAAGAAUACAGCGAAAUAUGAGGUCGACCGGUUGGCACACGGUCUAAGAAUACGUACCGCGAGGGGUCCGUUUGGACGUGUCCAACGCGUCGCGGGCUAGGAAAUAAAUCAGCAACUUUCUCCGAACGCUGCGCCGUCGACGACAGUAGCUCGUAAAGCAUGUCGGGUGACACGACGUCCGACGAGGAGGGAUCGCAGGAGGAUUCAACGCGGUACGAUAUAGACGAUUUAGAGAUGAUCAAGACCAUAGGCACGGGUACUUUCGGCAGGGUGGUACUCUGCAGGCAUCAGGGUACUCCCUUGGCCUUGAAGAUCCUGUCGAUGGUGGAUGUGAUCAGACUGAAGCAAGUGGAACACGUGCGAAACGAGAUCACCGUGUUGAAAGAGGUCAAACAUCCCUUUAUCGUGAACAUGCUUUGGAGCGGAAGAGACGAGGCGAGAGUGUACAUGUUGCUCGAGUUCGUGGCCGGCGGCGAACUUUUCUCUUAUUUGAGAGCGGCCGGUCGAUUCUCCGGGCCCACCAGCUGUUUCUACGCGGCGGAGAUUGUCUGCGCGCUGGAGUACCUGCACAGCAAACAUAUCGUUUACAGAGACCUGAAGCCCGAGAACCUCCUGUUGGACAGCCAGGGUCAUUUAAAGAUCACGGACUUCGGUUUCUCCAAGAAACUCACCGACAGAACGUGGACUCUGUGCGGCACACCCGAGUAUUUGGCGCCAGAAAUAAUUCAAAGCAAAGGGCAUAAUAAGGCGGUGGACUGGUGGGCGCUCGGUGUUCUGAUCUACGAGAUGUUAGCCGGUUUCCCGCCGUUCUUCGAUGACAAUCCCUUCGGCAUCUACGAGAAGAUCCUCAGCGGUAGGAUAGAGUGGCCAAAGCACAUGGACCCGAUUGCCAAGGACCUGAUUAAGAAGCUUCUGGUCGCGGAUAGAACGAAGAGGCUAGGAAACAUGAGACAAGGAGCUGACGACGUGAAGAGGCAUCGUUGGUUCAAAUUGGUGGAGUGGACAGUGGUUCCCCAAAGAGCUUUAAAUCCACCGGUAAGGCCGCGAGUAAAAGCGCCAGGCGACCCAAGCUGUUUCGACGAUUAUCCUGAAACCGAUUGGCGUUCGCAACCUCCCUUGCCACCGGAACAACUGGCUCUGUUUCAAGAUUUCUAAAAAGGACAUGAUGGAGACACGUUCGGAUCGUGCCAAGCAUUCAUUGACGCAAGCUCGUCAGCUCGAGAGCUUCCGCGUCGGGAUGAGGGCACUUUCAAUGCAAAUUGUCGCUUACGUUCGAACUGGAGUUUGCUCUUAUUUUGUACAUAGCUGUCUUCAUUUUUUUAUUAUGUUACGCAUCGUUUUAUUUAUUUGUACUCUUUACAUAGAUCGUAGACUAUUCUUUUCUUUUCGUUGUUUUAUGCUGUAAAUAAAGAGAAAGCGAGCGAGAGGCUGCAAGUUCGUUGAAACACCAGACAGUGAUUGUUUGAAAUGAAGAUCAUUGGACAGAUGCGACUGUGUAUGUAUGUUCCUACCGAUGGAAGCGUUGACAGAAAUAAUACAUAAUUUUGUAUGAAGUUUGUAAGAAAAAUGUGUAAAGUAUAGUAACCAUCGUGCGACGCUACAUGUCGGAUAAGAAUUAAAUUGUGAAUUUUUUAAACUUUAA
Ceratina calcarata is the source of this 2570-nucleotide messenger RNA. RefSeq names its product Protein kinase, cAMP-dependent, catalytic subunit 3 (gene Pka-C3). Gene Ontology annotation, biological process: protein phosphorylation. Gene Ontology annotation, cellular component: cAMP-dependent protein kinase complex; cytosol. The transcript is spliced from 5 exons. The record is from RefSeq and is a predicted model, not a curated record. The coding region runs from base 1088 to 2083 and encodes 331 amino acids. Gene Ontology annotation, molecular function: ATP binding; cAMP-dependent protein kinase activity. NCBI's taxonomy places the organism in Eukaryota, Metazoa, Arthropoda, Insecta, Hymenoptera, Apidae.